Messenger RNA from Micropterus dolomieu (smallmouth bass), 2244 nucleotides. Its product is annotated as cAMP-dependent protein kinase inhibitor alpha-like. Bases 284 to 523 code for a protein of 79 amino acids. The transcript has 3 exons. Gene Ontology annotation, biological process: negative regulation of cAMP-dependent protein kinase activity. Lineage: Eukaryota; Metazoa; Chordata; Actinopteri; Centrarchiformes; Centrarchidae. The record is from RefSeq and is a predicted model, not a curated record. Gene Ontology annotation, molecular function: cAMP-dependent protein kinase inhibitor activity. Gene Ontology annotation, cellular component: nucleus; cytoplasm.
GGGGGACUUCUCAGGCCAUCCUUCUGAUGUGAUUAAUAUUGUUAAAUUAUUCCCAUGCACUGAGUAGCCGCGGUCCAUAGUGUGAGGCCUCUGCAUCUUCACCUACUGGACGCUCGUCGGUUUCGGUGUUUUUUUUUUGUUUUGUUUUGUUGCAUCGUUUGACGUGAUGUCGGGCCUGCAUUGCUGCUUUGUAGGUUAAGUCACUCCCUAGACAUGUAGCUGGGGGUUACAACACUGGUAGAGCUAUCACUGAAGUAGUUGCUGUGUGGACGAUGCACGAGCGAUGUCUGAUGUUGAGGCCACAUACGCAGACUUCAUCGCCUCUGGCAGGACGGGACGCAGGAACGCCAUGCAUGACAUCCUGCAGAGUCCCACCGACCCCGAGGGACGGGAACUGUCCCUCACCCUGUCUCUGUCCCAGCUGCACAUCAACGCAGGAGGGGGAGAUGGAGACGACGCUGAGGACAGCCAGAGCUCCUCUUCUUCCUCGGCCCACAGAGAGGCUGGGCAGAGGAACAGCUAACUUGUCACAUACUCCUCCGACCCGUGGACAGAGAGUUGCGAGGUGGAUUCCAGCUGCCAUUGUGAUGAAGCCGUUUUUCCAAAGUGGGCUGGUAGCCGGAGGGUAGCACCACCACUUCUGAGGUGCCGAUAAGCAGGGCGCUGACCCCUUAAAAUCCACUGUAGAGGCGCUGUGCUGCGAUGUGAUCACCCAGUGCUCUCAUGUCCCUGUGGCUCUGCUGUGCAAUAUAAUGACAGACUAUUGGCGGGGGAGUAUUUCAGAGUUGGAGGAAGCAGAAAGACACAUUCGUAGCUCUUGUACAGCUGAUUUUACUUUCAGUCUUAGUUACUAAACACUCAGGCUGGGUGAUUGGAAUAAAAAGAGAAAAUAGACAGAGAUCCUAUGUGAGUUUGGUAGUUGUGCAAGCAGUCUGUAAGACCACCGAGACGUGCUGAUGUAAUGGGUCACGGUAGGAGUAGCAUGUUUGUAGUGAUGCUGAUAGAGAUUAUAUUGCCAAUUAAUGGCUUGUGCUUCCUUUAAAUUGACAAUACUGUAGAGGGAAUUGGACUACUCAGCUGUAGUAGAACAGGAAAACACCAUGAACAAACAACUUUAUCUGUUGAAAGGUGCGUUCACUGAUUCUGUUGUGUUUGAUGGUCAAAAUCCAGGCAUACUGUAUGUGAAUCUGGCCUGUACUGUGGCAGAGCACUGGGGUGGUGGUGUGACAGUGUUCUGUUGACCAACAACACAUUUACAUUUUGAGUAUGGAUGAUACAUUUCGACGGCUCUGUGUUUAGAAAUAGAAAUGAUGAGGGUGUACUAUCUUUUAAAUGUUUAUACUUUUUUAAUUUACUUUUCUAAUGAUGCCAUUAUAAUCACACCUUAAAUGAGUAGUUUUGGGAAAUACGCUUAUUCGCCUUUUGCCUAGAAUGAGAUUAGAGGAUUGAUAUCACUUUCAUGUUGUAUUUAUAUUUUGUUUGUUUAGUUCGUACAAAAACUGUGUAGUGUAAAAAACGAAACUGGCGAAGGAGGAACAAUUUUGUUUUUCUUGUUUCAGAAGACAGGUGUUGAUAUAUGACCAACCUUAGAUAAGGCAGAUAACAUAGUUAGCUAACCUAAGCUAACCUGUUGCUGGCUCCAGCUACAUUUAGUACAGAGUACAGAUGAGAAAGUGGUAUUGAUCUUCCCAUCUAACUCCCAGCAGUAAUGUGAAUAAGUAUAUUUCCCAAAACUAUUCCUUAAAUGUAGAUAUGCAAUACUCAGUGGAGCUUCCAGUGUAACAUGUUUGUGUGAAAGUUUAUAUCUCUGUCAUUGAGGCUGAAAUACAUUCCUGCUUCAUUGUGUAAUAAUGGAUACAUCCCAUGAUCAUCAUCCACAAAGACGAACAUGCAUGCACUUUUAAAACUGUGUAUUUUGUUACUUUCCCCCCAGUAUAAUCUUACUGUAAUACUGCAACUUGACUGUCUCUGAUUCUUAUUCCUGCUGAUGAAAAUAGGGCAAAUAUAAUUCUUUCUUAUACUCAUUCAAUCAGAUUUUCUAGUUGUAAACUGCCAUGUGACUGUAUAGUGACUCACACCCGCUUUACCAACACUGUGUAAACCCGGCUGUUCAUAAUUCUGCAUGUAGAAAUGUGAAAGGUGCAUGAUUCUGCUAAAUGUGUAGGUGUUUGUCUGACUGCCGGUAACCAUAUUUUCUACUCUGUGUGCCGUCCAAACAAAAUAAAUAACUGAUGACGAUGAAAA